UUUCUGCACAUUUAUGUUUGUAACUUUUAUUUUUCAGGAACAUCUGAAUGGGCUUCAAUAAAUAAUCCUGUGCUCAAACUGGUGAGAAGAUUGAAUCCUUCUAAAACAAGAGGUGGCUCAGACAGUUCUGAUGUGAAAAUUUCUCACAGCGGCAGGGACAUGGAGACCACACUUGGAGCCAUGAAUCUUACUUUCUCUGUUGAGGACAAAAAUGGAAAUAACAUUACUUGCUCCAGUGAGCAUUCCCCUGAUUCAGUGAGAAGUUCUAGCAGCUUGAGUGGUGGCAGUUCAGACAGUCCUCCUGAUGUUGAAAUGGAGGACUGUAUAAGUGAUGCCACUUCUGGGGUAAACUUAAAAAUAAGGAAAACCAUCUCCAGUACCACCUUCACUUGCACCGAUAAUGGAAAAACUUCUUCCUCAAAUGUAGUGGUGAAUUCAAGUGGCACAAUUAUUGUUGACCUUGUAAAGUCAAAGAUUAACAACUGGAAUCAGAAUAUGUCACUCUUGAAAGUGGACCCUAAAACUAGUGAUGUAGGAGCCACUGAAUGUGAAGAAAGUGUCAGUGUUGAGACCAAUGACAGGUGCUCAGAAUCCUCUCCUGUCUGUGGAGAACGAGAGCUGUAUGAGAUGGACUCCUGCAAGCCAUCACAGCAUGGCUGUAGUGAGAAUUGCUGCUCUGUGAGCUCUGAUGAGAUGGUGAUGAGGAGCAACAGUUUUGUCUUGCAAGAGACCGACCAGCCGCUAAGCAUUUCUCUGCUUGGGGAGUCCAAGACCUCCUUGGACAUUUCGUCUGAUUUUGGCAUGGUGUUGGGCAUGUUGCCUGAUGUUUGUGAGGGAAUUUGUGAAGAUUAUUCAGCCAAGGUGCCUGAGGGAGACCCAAAGAAUCAGGGCUUGGAGCAUACCUUCGUCCAACCAAACAAUCAGACCUUUCUCAUAGAGGGGAAUUUCUUUCAAAUGCCUUUAGGUCUCUCUGACUGUCAGAGAGAAACAGAGGAAAAGACUUUGCACCUGGGUUCUGACCAAUUUGAAUUUGUGACACCUGUUCAUCAUCACAAUGUGCAAAAGUUGUCAUGCAACACUGGCAGAUCGAACCGCUCAACUCCAGCAGAAGGGAAGAAGGUGCUCCUCACAGCUUCUGAGGAUUUAGACAUAAGUGGCAAUGCUCAAACUUCAACUCCAGUGCAGUCUGUGAGUAAUAAGACAUUUUGCCUCCCAUCUCUCUCUGAAUCACUUCUCAACAAAGAUGAAGGCGAUUCAGUGAGCCCAAUGGCUCAAGUCAUCAAUCGGCAUCAAAGAAGUGCCUCUCAGAAGUCCAAAACACCCUUGGUGGCAGCAAGAAAAAGUGGUAAAGUAGAAAUUAAAAUAUUUCCCAAGCCUAACUUCAGUAAUAUAAAGUCUAAAAUCCUGUCUCGUGCCACUAACCCCUUCAAGACAUCGAGUGUACCAGUCUCAAAGGCAUCAUCGAGCUCUGUUCCUCAAGCUAAUGAAAAUCAGACUGUGGGCCACUCUGCUCAAUGCAAGUCAUCUCCUAAGUCUGCCUCAGCUGCAGUGAGCAACACCGCUGCUACACCAGCCCAAAGUGUAAAGAGUUCCAGUGCAGCUAAAAGAACACGAUCAUCCACUUGCCAAGAAAGUGGUCCGGCCUCAAAGUCUCAAGCUCACCGUUGGUCUGAAAGUGCUACCUCUUUCAAAGCAAGUAAAGAUGGGUCACAAGAAAAAAAUUCACAGGUCAAUAGGACCUUGAACAACCUUGCUACACCACAAACUCUAUCUAAAGGAGGUUCUCAGAGUCUUGGUGGAAAGAUUAAACCUGCAGGUGGUCAUGCAUCCUCUGAAGAAGAUAUUCAGGGGAAAGAGUCACUAAAGGGUCAUGGGAAAAAUCUGAAAAUCAGUCUGUUUGCAGGAUCUUCCAGGCCGGCUGCAGCAGCAUGCGAGCGGAGUAGAGUGAGGCUUGGCCCUCAGCCAUCCCCAGCCAGGACAGGAGGCGCCUGUGCUGCUCUCGGUCCUGCUGCAAACCUUCAGCCACCACUCUCAACUGUGUCUAAGCUCAAACCUGGUACUGCAGGAAAAGAUGGCAGCCAUACCACUGACAUGCCUUCUCCCAGAAACAGAUUGAGCACACCUGAGGUUAAGCUCAAAAUCCACUUGACUGAGGGCACAAGUGCAAUUUCAAGAGAGGCCCAUUCCAGACCUGCCCUUUCCACUGCUGCCCCAACAGGAUCAGCCUCCAAACCUGUGAAGCCCAAAACACUGCCCAAGAGCUCCAGCACUUCCUCUCAGACCAGUGGACACCCAAAGCAAGACCACCCAGAGCCCUCUGUUGGAGCCUCAAGUAAACCUCCAUCUAACAGGAUCACGUUGUUAAGAACCAAGCUUCAGUGUCUGUCAACCAGAGGUGUAUCAUCAGGAUCAAAGAACACGUCGUCAUCAGGUCAAUGUUCAGCUAGAUGUUCAGGCAGUCCUCUGAAAACCCCUGCCUCAACCCGACCCUUGAGACCUGCUGCUACUCCAACAGUUGACAAGAACAAGUCCAGGACAAGUUCCCGGAACCUGCAGACACCAACAAAUGGCCAUCCGGAUCUGGUACCACCGGAGAGUAAGGCAAGAAGCGUAGAGUAUUACAAGGUUCUGUGUGAGAAGAAGAACCAGACAAUCCAACAGCUGGAAAACACUGUCCGAUCCAACAACCAUAGGUUCGAGGCUGUUGCUGUGGUCAUAAAGCACCUAUAUGCAGAGCAUGAGGAGAUGAUGAAGCAGCGCAGGGAGCUGUCUCAGGAGCUGAUCACCUUGCGUGAGGAGCUGGUGAGCUCGGCUCACUCAUGUGAGCGUCUGGAGCUGGAGAAGGAGGAACUGCGUGUGGCCUUUGAUGGAGUUCUGCAGAAAGUCCAGGAGCAGCACUGCUUGGACCUGGCUGACCUGGAGGAGAGGCUGAAGACCUUUUACUCCACUGAGUGGGAGAAGGUCCACCAGACCUACCAGGAAGAGGCUGACAAGUGCAAAGCUCAGAUGGAGCAGCAGCUGGAAGAGUUACGAGCAAAAGAUGAGGUUUUGAAGAAAGAACUGGAAGUCAGCCAUAUAGAGGAGGUGGACAGCCUUAAACAACAAUUUGAAGCAUCUUUUAAAGAACUCAGACAGUCCCAUGAAAAGGAAAUGCAAACCAUUAACACAACACUGAAGGAAUCAAAGGAAACAUUAUCUGAGCUCAUUACAGAGAAUAACACCCUUAAAGAAAAACUGAAGGUUGAAGAGAAGAGAAGGAAUGAUCUGGCUGAACAAACGCAGAAGGACUCCCACACCCUGUAUUUGGAGCAAGAUCUUGAAAGCCUUAAAGUAGUGUUGGACAUCAAAAACAAACAGAUCCAUGAACAGAAAAAGAAACUCAUGCAGUUUGAUAAACUGAUGGAGAGGAAUGUGAAGCUGGAUGAAUGUUUCAAAAAGCUGCAACAAGAAAAUGAGGACCUCAAAGCCAGAAUGGACAAACAUGCUGCUUUGUCGAGACAACUGUCCACAGAGCAGGAAGUUCUGCAGGAAUCUCUCCAGAAAGAGUCCAAAGUGAACAAACGACUGUCUAUGGAAAAUGAAGAGCUGCUCUGGAAGCUUCACAAUGGUGAUCUGAGCAGCCCACACAAGAUCUCCCCUUCACCCUCCCUGACUCUACAGUCACCACGCAACUCUGGGAUGUUUUCCAGCCCUCCCGUCUCACCCAGAUAACAAUGGCCUUCAGCUUCCAGGAAGCAUCUUCAUGGACUUUUCAGACAGAACACUUCCUGCAUGCUGAAGAUGAUAUUAACUGUUGGUCUGGACCAUUUCAAUGGCUGAAAGCCUCUCCAAAAUGGAACUGACUAUCAAUUCACUUUUGUACUAAUGAAUGAGUAAAAAAUAUUGAAUAUUGAAGACAAUAUUGCACAGAAGCACUUACCAAUGAGGUCACCUUUGUUCUUUUGCCUUUCAUGUCUGACUAUGGAGGAAAAAAGGAAUAUCUCAGGGCUUGAUAAGUUGUCUCUUUCCUGCUUGGAUUGCUUUUUUUUGUGUGUGUGGUUGGUGAUUUUAACUGGCUGUCUGUUGUCUUGAAUGGUUAUCUCUGUAGAGAACUGACAUCAGAAUCCAUGAAUUGAAGGCCUUUUUACCACCAGAUGCCUUUAAGUGUUCCUACAUUUUACAGGAUUUUCCUUGGCUUUGUGACAAAUGUCCAAGUGGAAUGCCCAAAUUGGAAAUUUCCCAGAUGUUUGACUUUAACCCUCAGAUUUCAGGAGAACAACAUUAACUUUUUAAAGAAGCGCUUGAUAGAUCUAUCAACUCCAUAAACAAUGCCAUAAACUGAUGCAGGUCACCAUUUAGUUAAAUGGAAAUACUCAACUGAUGAAACUGAUCACAACCAGGUGUUCACAAAAACAUAUGCAACAUUUUUGUGUCUUGUUUUCUGUGUAAUUUCUUUCUUUGAUUUUGUAUAUGGGGAAUUUGAUCAACUUUUAUUUUGUUCAUGAAAACUUGUUGCCUGAUACGUCAUGCAGUUCAAGAUCUUCUUGAAGGCAUCUAAUGCAUGUUUCAUCACUGCUGAAAUGCUCUCUAAUUAUAUGCUUCAUAGAUGAGAUUUGAUCAAAUGACUGAUGCAGAAUGAACUCUGAUGAUCAAAAAGCUUGAAUGUUCAUAGCAAUGCCUGUAUCAGCUAUUAAAAUGGGAUGAAUUAUCUGUUUCUUCAAACAUGAUUCAAUCAAUCAUCAGAAAUACAGUCUAAAAAUGGUAUGCUGUUAAAACUGAGUGCUUUAAUAUUGAAAUGGUAUCAUGUCAUAAUGCAGCCCUUUGACUGAAAGCAUGUAUUAUUGGGAAUUUGCUCUUUUUUUUUUUUUCAUAACUGUAUCUUAUUGAAUACAGGUUUUGUAUAUUAUUCAGUAUGACUGAUCCCUGGGAGACAGAUUUAUUUACCAUAUUUACGAAAAAAUCUUUUUUAUUAUUAUUAUUAUUUCUGUGUUUAUGUUUGAUGAUGAGACCAAUGUUAAUGUCUGACUGAGCAUCUUCCAGUGGCCUCAAGAGCACCCCUGCUGUCUGAAAACCUCCACUGCAGCUUUAAAUUCAAGCUUUUACAAACCAAAAUUGUAUAUCGGAGUAGAAGUGGUUGAAUUGUUUUUUUGUUUGUUUUUGUUUUGUUUUUAUAUUGGUUGCUAAGCUGUUUGUGUGGAUGUUGGUGUGGAACUGAAACUUGAAAAUAUGCAAUUA
Myxocyprinus asiaticus (Chinese sucker) is the source of this 5214-nucleotide messenger RNA. Its product is annotated as microtubule-associated tumor suppressor 1 homolog. The transcript has 14 exons. The record is from RefSeq and is a predicted model, not a curated record. Bases 160 to 3711 code for a protein of 1183 amino acids. NCBI's taxonomy places the organism in Eukaryota, Metazoa, Chordata, Actinopteri, Cypriniformes, Catostomidae. Gene Ontology annotation, molecular function: microtubule binding. Gene Ontology annotation, cellular component: cytoplasm; nucleus.